Ricinus communis (castor bean) is the source of this 2688-nucleotide messenger RNA. RefSeq names its product COBRA-like protein 7. Gene Ontology annotation, biological process: cellulose microfibril organization. The record is from RefSeq and is a predicted model, not a curated record. Gene Ontology annotation, cellular component: membrane. Bases 405 to 2357 code for a protein of 650 amino acids. The transcript has 2 exons. NCBI's taxonomy places the organism in Eukaryota, Viridiplantae, Streptophyta, Magnoliopsida, Malpighiales, Euphorbiaceae.
UUCUACAGAACACGUAAUCAACCUCUUACAACUGGCUUGAAAGAUAAUAUACAGUGAGAAAAUUAUCAGAAGACUUUGGUAAUAAUACAAACACAAAACGACGCAGAUAAUAGACUUGGUCUUACCAUUUUCUUCUUCUGCUUCUUUCUUUUCUCAACUCUUUUGCCAUUUUCUUGUCCAAUUCAAACCUCACUUACCCAUCAAAAACAUAUAAUUAAAUCUUGUCGAAGAAGUAAAACAAAAGACCGGUUCUUCAAUUUUUGUUUUGAGGUUAAGUAGAAACAUCUGCCGGCACGCUAUUAGUUCAUUUCCCUCCAUUUGUUCCAUCCAUGUUCAUCUCUCUGCUUAUUAUGUUCCUUCUCUUUGGUUAAUCAGCUCAUAAUAUCUGCUUAGUUAAUCAAUCCAUGGCUAAUAAUAUUAAUAAUCUCUUAAUCAUCAUUUCCAUUACACUGUCGUUCUUUUUUUACACUUGUUUCUCUCAACCAUCACCGUCACCGCCACCAAACGCCACCUGCAAUGGUGUUUACUUGUCAUACAGCUACACCAGAGGCUACCUUAUCCCUCCAACUGAUGACUCCACAAACCAACCGUACAGGUUCGAAUCCACUGUGAAGGUGCUCAACAACGGACGCGAUGAGCUCAAGUCAUGGAGGGUUUUUGUUGGGUUUAAUGAUAAUGAGCUGUUAGUUUCUGCAACUAAUGCUGUGUUGGCUGAUGGCACUUCUUUUCCUGCUUCUGUUGGCAACGGUACCGUUUUGGUUGGGUUUCCCAGAACUGACCUCAAGACGGCUAUUGAGACUGCUGGAGAUACGACCCAGACAGAGGUUACAGUCUUACUAGUCGGGACCCGUUUUGUAAACGGAAACCCGGACGAUGAUCCUUUGCCUGCUAAUUUGACUCUGGCUAAUCAUGGGUAUUCUUGUCCUGUUCCAACAAGACAAGGCAAUGAGUUGCAACUUUGUUGCACUAAAGAUUUGAAUGCUACACCAAACACCACUCCUGAAGAUAAUUUCCAGCCUCGGGAAGAUGGUGAUCUUGUAAUCAUGUAUGACGUAAUCAACACAUACGACACCAAUUAUUGGGCUCAGGUUUCCAUCUCAAACCAUAAGCCUUUCGGCCGCCUUGAUAAUUGGAAAUUAAGCUGGGAUUGGAUGAGAGGUGAAUUUAUCUUUGCAAUGAAAGGAGCUUACCCCUAUGUUGUCGAUACAUCAGAUUGCAUUUUUGGCGAGCAAGGUCAGCACUACAAGGAUAUGGAUUUCUCUAAUGCUUUGAAUUGUGAGAAAAGGCCUACAAUUGUUGACUUGCCUCCAACUAGAGCUAAUGAUUCUACCAUUGGCAUGAUUCCUUUCUGUUGUCGAAAUGGGACUAUUUUACCGCCGAAUAUGGAUCUCAGCAAGUCUGUUUCAGUUUUUUUAAUGCAAGUGUUCAAGAUGCCUCCUUAUUUGAAUAGGACAGAACUUGUUCCACCCCAGAAUUGGAAGAUCAAUGGCACAAUGAAUUCAGAUUUUACAUGUGGAUCUCCGGUGAGGGUAAGUCCAAGCCAGUUCCCUGAUCCAAGUGGUUUGCCUUCAAGAACAGCAGCAGUGGCAAGUUGGCAAGUGGUUUGCAACAUAACACAUUUCAAAGAGGAGAAACCGAAAUGUUGUGUAUCAUUUUCUGCGUUUUUUAAUGAUUCUGUUGUCCCCUGUAACACCUGCGCUUGCGGCUGCAACAACAAUCCAAGUCAAACCUGCAAUGCAAAUGAACCAGCUCUUCUUAUGCGUCCAGAUGCUCUUCUAGUUCCAUUUGAGAACCGGACUCUUGAAGCCUUGGAAUGGGCUAGUAUCAAAAAGAGGGCUGUGCCUAAUCCACUUCCAUGUGGGGAUAACUGUGGGGUUAGCAUAAAUUGGCAUUUGCUCUCAGAUUACAGAAAUGGCUGGACUGCAAGAAUCACCCUAUUCAACUGGGGAGAAACUGAUUAUGCAGAUUGGUUUGCUGCAGUGCAACUGGACAAAGCAAUGCCAGGCUUCGAAAAGGUAUACUCCUUUAAUGGAAGCGUCCUCCCUAAUUACACCAAUACAAUCUUUAUGCAAGGGCUUGCGGACUUCAAUUAUCUUCUGGCAGAAAGGGAUGGCGACAAUCCAAGGAAAGAUCCUCGGGUUCCUGGUACGCUACAAUCAGUAAUCUCAUUUACUAAGAAAAAAACACCUGGAAUUGAUGUGCCUGGUGAGGAUGGAUUCCCAACUAAAGUCUUAUUUAAUGGUGAGGACUGUGCGAUCCCUACAGUACGUCCAAUCAACAGUGGUCACAAGAGUAGCACAGCCGCUAGUGUUUUCAGCUCUAUAUUAAUUCUAGCGCUCUUUUUGAUGCAAUCGUAGAGGCAUUAUUAAUCUUUCCCGAUUCAUGAAAUUUUUCCUCUUGUAGUUAGUCAAGUUCUGAAUCAUCAAUCUUUAUUUGUUCUGUUAGUCUGUACGGUUUCUUUUGUCUGUGCCAAAUUAUGUGUUGGGCGAUUUUGACAGGAAUGGAUGUACAUUGUAAAUCAAGUUCAGUAUCUUAAUACUGUAGGUCAUAUUUCUACACGGACUGAUCACGACGGUGGUAUGGUAGUGAUGUUCCUAAUAGAAAUAGAGAAGGCAUUAAUAUUUUAAGGAUGUAACUUUCUUUGAUAUAGUUCCUUUCUUUAUAUGCGACCUCCUUCGGUUUUCAGCA